AUGUUUCCAUGUUUCUACACUGUAAUUGUUGAAGACUUGUUGGAGGGGCACACAGACAACGGCAAGCAAUGCAAGGUGUCACAAAGCACGGAGCUUAGAGCAGACAGAGACAGCGGCAUCGACCAGGGCACAUCCCACCAUCCAAAGAGCCCAUCAACUCGGAUCGGAGGCAAUGACAGAACAGUUAUUGGAUCUUUUGCUUCUGAUGGCCCCUUUUCAAAAGCAUUGAGCCAAUCCCGCCAUAAACAAUUCGUCCCAUCCGAACCAGGCGAGUGGCCUGGCAGGGGGAGGGGGACUAAGUCCAGCCAUUUCCACUUGGUCUGUUACAUGUUCAAGACCUUGAUCAAGAUGGUCGUGGUUGUGUACCUAGUUAUCGAGUCCUGGUCUGGCAAUGCUCUGGCGCAGAGAGGAACAAGCUGGAAGACGCCAGAGCUUGACCACGGUAUCCUCCAGACGGUAGAGGCCGCAGCGACCACUUCAAAUGCUCAACUCUUGUUGAAUUGUCUCUUUCAUUAUCAAUCUGAUCUCAUCAUCCAGCACCUAGUUGCAGAGAGAAGAAGAGAGAAGAAGAGACGGCCAAUCAUUGAGCUCAUGAGAAAGCAGCAGUGGGUUCUGCGGUGCUCAGGCCGUGGUCUGUCAGUCUGCGAUCCCUGGCGCCGCUCUUUUGUGUUUUCUGGAGACUUUUUCUUGGAGACUGGCCUGGGCCGGAGAAGACCAUCCACCCACCACCCAUGCUCACUAUGCUGUAUCUGUUGCACACGUUCCAUCCAGGCUUGGAAUUCACCUCCUUCAACUCCGUACCCCGGCUCAGAAACCCCCGCCACCUUGCGUCUCCCCCGUCACUCUGAACUCACCGUUGGUAUCGUCUGGUUGCUUACUGCUUGCCGUGUUGCCCUGGUAUCUGUCUGGUCUUGGUCUGGAUGUUCGGCUCGGCUCUGCUUGCUCUCUACACUAUCCGUAAAGACUGUAGCUAUUGUCUCUGGUCUUGUCUCUGGUGUAUUCCUCUCCAUUGCUGCAUCCCUCCCCCGUAUUCCGUCUUGCGUCUCCAGAUCCCCCGGUCCAGCCCCAGCUCAGUCAGUCCUUCCGUGCUUGCUCUUUCCAUCCAUCCAUCCAUCCUUUUACUUUUCUUCCCUUGGUCACAUUCUCAUCUUUACAUACACCUUUGCCUUCUCCUCCACAACUAGACGCAGCAUCACCACCUUCACUUCAUCUCAACCCUGGUCAUACCACCACCACCCACCGCUUUCGAGAGAAGAGCAGCAAAGAACAGAGACGGGAACAGUGUAA
This is a messenger RNA of Colletotrichum lupini, 1287 nucleotides long. RefSeq lists its product as uncharacterized. The record is from RefSeq and is a predicted model, not a curated record. Bases 1 to 1287 code for a protein of 428 amino acids. The transcript has 13 exons. NCBI's taxonomy places the organism in Eukaryota, Fungi, Ascomycota, Sordariomycetes, Glomerellales, Glomerellaceae.